Parnassius apollo (apollo) is the source of this 267-nucleotide messenger RNA. The record is from the annotation of a GenBank genome assembly. Lineage: Eukaryota; Metazoa; Arthropoda; Insecta; Lepidoptera; Papilionidae.
AUGCUUAUAAUGACUUGGCUAAACGUAUUUAUUUUAAAUCGUGUUAUGAAAGAAAGCGAAUUGGUGUCAGUGUCUUUCCAAAACCAAGAGGAAUCUAUUCAGUAUGCAAAACGUGUUUCUAGCGGGCAUGACGUUCGUAGAAUAGCAUUGAUCAACCCUCCUGAUCAUUCAUGCCUGGGUUCCGAGUACAUGUUACGCAAUUGGGAUGUUAUUGAGGUCACAAUUACGGAUUUGUUAUUUGAUUCAUCUUCUACGUGUCCUACAUGA